Molecule: messenger RNA, 2702 nt
Organism: Enhydra lutris kenyoni (northern sea otter)
Lineage: Eukaryota; Metazoa; Chordata; Mammalia; Carnivora; Mustelidae
Product: peptidase domain containing associated with muscle regeneration 1
Exons: 11
Coding region: 149-2311 (720 amino acids)
Biological process (GO): proteolysis
Molecular function (GO): calcium ion binding; serine-type endopeptidase activity
Source: RefSeq, a predicted model, not a curated record
GAGCCUGGCGAGCUGAAACCCGAGCUCCCGCUCAGCUGGGGCUUGGGGAGUUCCGUGUAAGAGCCGCCUGCCCCUGGCCUCCCGCGGUCCCUCCGGUCCCUCCGGUCCCUCCGCAGCAGUCGCUCAUCGGGGCACCGGCUCGGGAACGAUGGAGCUGGGCUGCUGGACGCAGUUGGGGCUCACUUUUCUGCAGCUUCUUCUCAUCUCAUCCUUGCCUAGAGAGUACACGGUCAUUAAUGAAGCCUGCCCUGGAGCCGAGUGGAAUAUCAUGUGUCGGGAGUGCUGUGAAUACGAUCAGAUCGAGUGUGUCUGCCCCGGAAAGAAGGAAGUAGUGGGUUACACCAUCCCUUGCUGCCGGAAUGAGGAGAAUGAAUGUGACUCCUGCCUCAUUCACCCAGGUUGCACCAUCUUUGAAAACUGCAAGACCUGCCGGAACGGCUCAUGGGGCGGCACGCUGGACGACUUCUACGUGAAGGGGAUCUACUGUGCCGAGUGCCGUGCGGGCUGGUACGGAGGAGACUGCAUGCGAUGUGGCCAGGUUCUGCGAGCCUCAAAGGGUCAGAUUUUGUUGGAGAGCUACCCCCUAAAUGCUCAUUGUGAAUGGACCAUUCAUGCCAAGCCUGGGUUCAUCAUCCAGCUAAGGUUCGUCAUGCUGAGCCUGGAGUUUGACUACAUGUGCCAGUAUGACUACGUGGAGGUCCGCGACGGUGACAGCAGCAGCAGCCAGAUCAUCAAGCGCUUCUGUGGCAAUGAGCGGCCAGCGCCCAUCCGCAGCACGGACUCCUCACUCCACAUCCUCUUCCAUUCAGAUGGCUCCAAGAAUUUCGAUGGCUUCCAUGCCAUCUUUGAGGAGAUCACAGCAUGUUCCUCUUCUCCCUGUUUCCAUGAUGGCACUUGUCUCCUUGACAAAACCGGAUCUUACAAGUGUGCCUGCCUGGCAGGCUACACCGGGCAGCACUGUGAAAAUCUCCUUGAAGAAAGUAACUGCUCAGACCCCGGGGGUCCAGUUAAUGGGUACAAGAAGGUAACAGGAGGCCCUGGACUUAUCAACGGGCGCUAUGCCAAAGUUGGCACAGUCGUGUCCUUCUUUUGUAAUAACUCGUACGUUCUUAGUGGCAAUGAGAAGAGAACUUGCCAGCAGAAUGGAGAGUGGUCGGGGAAACAGCCCAUCUGCAUAAAAGCCUGCCGAGAACCAAAGAUCUCAGACCUGGUGAGACGCAGAGUUCUUCCCAUGCAGGUUCAAUCAAGGCAGACGCCUUUACACCAGCUCUACUCGGCAUCCUUCAGCAAGCAGAAACUGCAGGAUGCCCCCACCAAGAAGCCCACCCUUCCCUUUGGAGACCUGCCGCCCGGGUUCCAGCAUCUGCACACCCAGCUCCAGUACGAGUGCAUCUCACCUUUCUACCGCCGCCUGGGCAGCAGCCGCAGGACGUGCCUGAGGACCGGGAAGUGGAGCGGGCGAGCCCCAUCCUGUGUCCCCAUCUGUGGGAAAACAGAGAACGUCACUGUUUCCAAGAGCCCGGGACUGCGCUGGCCAUGGCAGGCGGCCAUCUACAGGAGGGCCAGCGGGGUACACGGUGGCAGCCUGCACAAGGACACAUGGUUCCUGGUCUGCAGCGGCGCGCUGGUGAAUGAGCGCACUGUGGUGGUGGCUGCCCACUGCGUAACUGACCUGGGGAAGGUCACUAUGAUCAAGACAGCAGACCUCAAAGUUGUCCUGGGGAAAUUCUACCGGGAUGAUGACCGAGAUGAGAAGACCAUCCAGAACUUACGGAUUUCCGCAGUCAUCCUGCAUCCCAACUACGACCCCAUCCUGCUGGACACGGACAUCGCCAUCCUGAAGCUCCUGGACAAGGCUCGCGUCAGCACCCGCGUCCAGCCCAUCUGCCUGGCGGCCCCGCGGGACCUGAGCGCCUCCUUCCAGGAGACCCGCAUCACCGUGGCCGGCUGGAACGUGCUGGCAGACGCAAGAAGCCCCGGCUUCAAGAACGACACGCUGCGCUCAGGGGGGGUCAGGGUCGUGGACCCGCUGUUGUGUGAGGAGCAGCACGAAGAACACGGCAUCCCCGUGAGCAUCACGGACAACAUGUUCUGUGCCACCCGGGAUCCCGCCGCCCCCUCUGAUAUCUGCACAGCAGAGACGGGAGGCAUCGCUGCUGUGGCCUUCCCCGGACGGGCGUCUCUCGAGCCACGCUGGCAUCUGGUGGGGCUGGUCAGCUGGAGCUAUGACAGGGACUGCGGCCACAGCCUGUACACGGCCUUCAGCAAGGUCCUGCCUUUUAAAGACUGGAUCGAGAGAAACAUGAAGUGAGCCUCGGGCCCGUGGAGACGCUGUUUGGGCGUCCGUCCCAUCCAGACGUGUGUGGCACGAGGCAGUGUAGGCCUGAAGCUUGACUCUGCCCGUGAACUUGGCUGGGCCAGGGCUUCUGACUUCAGGAUUGAAACUCAGUGGAGAGGGAGCAGAGCUCACCUUCUGGGAGGCCACUGUGACCUUGGCUGCUGAGACCAUUCAGAAGAUAGCAGGGCUGCUAGCAAGAACUGAGUUCCCUCCAAAGAGACUAUGCAAAUAGCAAAGCAGUGGUCCCCCUUCCACCAGCUCCGUGACCUUGCCCGCCUUCCCUCCCGUGGUGUCGAUGUCAUGGCCAGCUCUGGUCAAGAGGCGUGGCCAAGAAGUCUGAGAUUCAUGAGGUCUCUUCCAAGAC